UCCCUAUCCUCUCGAACCACGAAAGUCCUCUUGGAGAUCAUUCUGCGAAGUUCCUUCGUUCAGCGGAAACGAAACCUCCCAAAAUGUUCAAGGCUCUGGUUCUUGUCAUGUUCUUCGCUUUGGCUUACGCCGAAGAAGUUGCUCAAGAUGCAAAGGCUGAAGACCUGCAGCCAGAAGAGUCUGCCCUAGUGACCAAGACCGUGUCCUAUGGAUCCCCUUAUGCCUACCCCUACGCCCCCUACGCUCAUGGCUUCCGGUAUUCCUCCCUCGAAGACCCAUUCUACCCGUCCUAUGGAUACCGUAGCUACGUUGCUCACACUCCCUACGUGGCUCACACUCCCUACGUGGCUCACUCUCCCUUCUACAGAAACUACGGAUAUGGAAGUUCUUUCUACCCAUACGCCAGGGCUUCCUACUAUGGAGGCUACCCCUACGUCUACUGAACUUGAUGAGACCCAGACCGUCCUUUCCCGCCCGGAUCUCAUCGAAAACUGCCACUCCUAUCCUGCUCAAUGUCAUUUCGGGAAAAUCCAUCUUCUCCGGUCAUUCCAUCUUGAUACAAUAAAGUUUGGAGCAAUGUUUCGCACA
Messenger RNA from Darwinula stevensoni, 588 nucleotides. The record is from the annotation of a GenBank genome assembly. NCBI's taxonomy places the organism in Eukaryota, Metazoa, Arthropoda, Ostracoda, Podocopida, Darwinulidae.